CCACCGUCUGUUUUUUGACAGCAUUUUUUCACCCCUUAACCUUUUACCUGUUUUGCAAUGUCACACGAUCGAAACAAUUCAGAUCUGCAGGCAUUUUUAACAAAAGAGGUGCAGGCCUUCUCGGACGCCGAUCCUGAUGUGCUCGCCCAGUACAUCAUGGCGCUCAUCACCACCGGUGACAGUUUCGACGUCAUGAAGGAAUCUUUAAUGGAAAAACUCGCCGAGUUUUUUGAAGAUCAAACCACCACAUUUGUGAAUAGAUUAAUGGCGAAAUUGAGAGAGGACAGUGGAGAGGUGGCUGAAAAACCAAGAGACCCGCCUAGUUUACCCGUCGAAUCUCGCACCGUGAUUGAAUACUCUGACGAUGAAGACGAUGGCGACCGUAAUUUCAAGCAUAGACGGCAACGAUCGGAAUUCCGCGAAGAUUAUCGUGCUAGACCUAGGGAGCAAGAACGGAACAAACGCCGCUACAUGGGCCACGGCCAAGAAGGCAAUUACAACAAAUUCUUCCGCGGAGACGACUACCCUCAACGUGGAUUUAAUGCACACACAGCUAUUCCUGUCGGACCCGCCGCUAUGUAUAAUGGCUACCAACCUUAUGAUGGCCGAGGUCGCGGACGAGGUGGAAGAGGACGUGAUGGAAUGAUGCAUGGCGGUGGUCGCGGUUACAUGAGACCGCGCUGUCGAGAUUAUAAUGAGCGAGGUUUUUGUACUCGUGGUGAUAUGUGUCCGUAUGAUCACGGAGCUGAUCGGAUCAUUAUUGACGAACCCACUGCACCUUUUAGCCCACAGUUUCCUCCUGGUGCACCCCCAAUGGCGGCCAUGGCGGGAAGAGGAAUGCAACCUCCCUUUUUCGGUAUGCCUGUAGCGGGAUCUGACGCUUAUGACCCGGAACGUGCAGCAUUAGGUCAAUUUCCCAUGGACGUGGCCCCGCCGAUGAUGGCCCCGGACGUUAUGCCUGCACCCAUGAUGAAUAUGCGUGGCGGAAUGCGUGGUCGCGGUGGUAGAGGACGCGGUCGUGGUGGCGCGCUUGGCGGCCAUGCUCCACCCCAUAAGCAGCUCACAACCUUGGUGGUCGAUAAUCUUCCUCCGGAAGUAUGUCAAAUUAGCAAGAUCAAUGACUAUUUCAAGCGAUUUGGUACCAUUACAAAUAUCACAGUUCAAUUCCCCAAAGCCACCCUGCAGUUUAGCACACGAGCCGAGGCUGAAGCGGCUUACAAUUCGCCGGAAUCUAUAUUUGAUAAUCGAUUUAUCAAAGUGUACUGGUACAAAGAAGACUCUGCGAAUAAUGCCCCCGCUACAACGGAAAUCAAAUCGGCGGUUCCUGAACCGGUCAAAAACGAACCUGAUCCAGACGCAAUUGCUGCCCGUGCCGCGGAAUUAGCCCGUAUUCGAGAGGAGAAGCAGAAAAAGCAUCAGGAGCGUAUGAAAGCGAUCCUUGAGUUGCAAAAACAAAAGGAGCAACUGCUUCAGCGACAGAUCGAUGAACAGAAAGCAUUAUUGGCCAAAUUGUCGGACAGCAACAAUAUGACCCAGGCCGAAAAAGCCGAAUUAUUGAAAGCGCUCAAAAAGAUCGCGGCCGAUAUUGAUACAUCCAAAGCGGGCGUGGCAAGCACAGCACAACAACAAACCGAGGCAGCUCAAGACCAAGAAACUGAAUCUCCAGAGGAUUUGAAAAAGAAAUUGGCCUUGUUGGAAGCCGAGGCGGCUGUUCUCGGAUUGACGGAUACUCUUUCAGCUCAAGGCGGAGGUUUCCGUGGUGGUCGAGGCGGAUAUCCUGUUCGAGGUCGCGGCUGGCCUAGAAUGCGUGGAGGAAUGACGAGAAUGAGUUUAGAUCACCGUCCCACCAAGGUCUUGGUCAAAGAUAUCCCUGAAAACUGCGAGCAAGACUUACGGCGUCAUUUCGAGCAAUAUGGCAAUGUAUUAUCGUUUGAACCACAACAAGAUGGCACUGUCGUUCAUUACUCCCAGCGCUUUGAAGCCGAGAAGGCCAUGGCUGUUGGCGCUCAUUUUCCACAUGGCAAGCUACAGCUCUCUUGGUAUUCGGAUCGCAAGCCAGAUAGUCAACAGCAGCAAGAAACUUCUACUGCAUGAUCAUGAUCUUCCUGUAAAUAUGAACCGUUCUCUC
Radiomyces spectabilis is the source of this 2128-nucleotide messenger RNA. RefSeq lists its product as uncharacterized. The coding region runs from base 58 to 2094 and encodes 678 amino acids. Lineage: Eukaryota; Fungi; Mucoromycota; Mucoromycetes; Mucorales; Radiomycetaceae. The transcript has 8 exons. Gene Ontology annotation, biological process: mRNA processing. The record is from RefSeq and is a predicted model, not a curated record. Gene Ontology annotation, molecular function: metal ion binding; RNA binding. Gene Ontology annotation, cellular component: nucleus.